Paramormyrops kingsleyae is the source of this 2419-nucleotide messenger RNA. Lineage: Eukaryota; Metazoa; Chordata; Actinopteri; Osteoglossiformes; Mormyridae. The record is from RefSeq and is a predicted model, not a curated record.
CCAUGAUCCUAGUCAUGACGACCUAUGAAAACGGACUAUAUGAUAUAAAAAUACUAGCCCUUUCUAACGCUUUCUUUCAAUGUGUAUUUAGUAGUGCAUGAUUAAAUGGUACUUUUUAGCGGAAAUCAAAGAAGUAAAAUAUUUUUGUUGGUUUUACUUUUAGUUGCUCGGCAACCACACAACUUUGAGUUUGGCGCGGUUUAGCUAGUAGCAGUUGCAACAGGAACGGAAAAGGAGACGAGAUUAUUGUAAAGUGGACAAAGCGGAAUGCAGCCACCAUUUGGUUUCUUAAAUAGAUUGCGUGAACAAAGAGCCAUAUCGGUGACUUGAAUUGAGCUGCUAUGAAGUCCAGUGGUGCGAUAUUCAACAAAAGGAACCCAUUCCCCACAAAUCCUGCCUUACCCAAAACUCAUUACAACCCCUCUCUCAUCCAGAAACUUUCUAAGCAGCAGAAGAAAACGAGCCUAAGUCCAGUACGUCUACCUCAAGCACCCAGCCCACCUCUACCCUGCAGUGAUUCAAUCAGUGAGGAAGACCAGCAGUCCCUUGCAGCAUCCAGUUGUUUUCACCAUAGCCUCCCUCCCUCUAAGGGGCUGCAUUCCAGCUUCUCUGAGUCAUGGCCUUCUACUGACCGGCAGUCCUUCCCAGAAACUGAGGCUCCGGCAGGGGCUGUCCCCUCAGGAGCACCCCAGGUGUUUGCCGCAGCCAAAACUGAAGAGGAUUCUGUGUUGGCAAAGUAUAUUGAACGUUUUCAGCAUGGGAGGCCUCAGAGUCGAGAGGAGAGGAAACACUCAUUAACCAUGGAUGGCAGGCAGUCUUUCUGGUGGUUAACCUCAUCCCCUUCCCAGCCCACCUCCUCCCAGUCACAGUCCGUACAGCAAGAUGAAGAAACUGUGCUGGGUCCGGCUGAGCCCUGCCAGCUCAGUCCUCCUUGUCCACACCUCCUUGACCAUGAGCACACCAUCAUGUGUCUGUCAGAUUCAAACUGUGAUGCUGGAGAACCAGAGAUCCUGCAUUUACAAGAGAGGACCAGCAGGCUUCUGCAGAAAAGUGAACAGUCUCUCAGCAGUGGCUCUCUGCCUAUCAGCUCUGAAGGCCUCGGUUCAGACAUUUCCUCUGCAGUCAGUGUAGAUGAGCCAGUCCGAAAACCUGCACCUGCCACCACUAUUGACUUAACCAGUGGUGUAGCUCUCAGAGCUCAGGUCAAACCCUCUGUGAACCGCCUUUCUGCUUCCUGUCCUUGCCCAGAAGAUGACAUCCUGUUCCAGUGGCGACUACGCCGCAAGAUGGAACAGGCUAGCCAGUGGCCACUGCAAAAGCCUCGGGGUCAAGCUUCACAGCAGCCCAGCACAACACCUUACUUGACUCCUCAAGAGUCAACUCAUGGAGGCUUCCAGAUGCCUACAGCUACUCCAUCCCUCCCUAUUUCUAGUCCCAUAGUGACAAUGCUUCCCAGUGACCUCACCAUUCUACCCCGUAUGCAUCUUCUUUGCAAUAUGCAGCCCUGCUUACUUCAGCACCCACAGCUCACUGUCCAAAGAGGAAGUUUCGGAAAGCCUGUCUGUAAUCCAUCGCAAACCCAGGCUGAAUCCACUGAAUGCAGCCCUGAGACUGUCCCCAGCAAAAACUUCUCUUCUCUGCCUCCUGUGUCAUCUGACACUGCUGAGGAUGAGCAGGCACAUCCAGGAGCUAACACUAGGAGACUGAGGAAGGUGUCACAGGAAGUCCAGACUGAGCAAAAUCUGGAAUCCACAGUGCCAUCCUGCAACAAGAGAAACAUACCUAGACACACUAUAAAACCAUCUUCUAGACACCAUGCCAGAGGGGAAGGGGGACCACAGGCUGAUCAUAAAAUGGAAGCUCAGCUUGGGUGUGGUGCUACCAGUGACAGCAAAAGGCAAGAGGUGGUGACCUCAUGGCCACAGAAAUCCACCAGACGAGGAAGUAAAUCGGAAGGAAAUGAGGUAUCAAGAUGCAGGGAUCGUAAAGGCGACCAAACGCCACCACCAUCUCCCAUACACAGCACUCUAGGACAGGUGGUCUCGGAGGUACUUUUCUCAGCACCAGAUUCCCCUAUUGAAGUCAAGACUCUGGGCUUCUCCAGUUCGCCCAGAAGCACGCCUCCUGCACCUCCACAGUCUCCAGCAGCUGACACCAACAGAUUGCAGCCCCCUGAGGCCAUCGUCCAGCUGUUACGUGAGGCUGAAGACUCUGAUGGGCUGGAGUUUGAAGAUGACCCCUUGCUGCAAGUCCUAAGGCAGCAGAGGGAAUGGGUAAAAGAGCAGAUCAGUGAAAUUGAUGCAGUGUUGAAUGAUCUUCAAGAAACUGGCGAUGCCGAGGAAUGAACAAUCCAGAUAUGAAAUAUUUGUAUUUGUGCAUAAAUACAAUCACUUAUUUAAUAAAAUAAAGUUUACAACCA